CGUGAAAUUAUCGUCACGAAAGCCGCUGUUAUCUGGGCGCUCUUUCCACUUUCCCACCACCGCUUGUCCUCAUAUGCCUUCGUAGGCUUGAACUGGGUGUGCUUCGUGAGACAGCCGUUCACCACCAGGUGCCAAGAAAAGCUCCUCCCCUCUCCCGCAAGCAACUGUACAAACGGUCUCGGUUGGGUGUCGGUGCCACCUUCGUUGCAUUUCAUACUUUCGUCGAAUGGCAUCCCUCCAGUGACCCACCUCUUUUCAAGAGAACGGAACGGCGGCAACAGUAACAGUGAUGGAUAUCAACUCGAUAAUCGCGGCGUUGCCGCAGCCGCUGUCUAGUGAGGACUUGCGUAUGGUUCUGUCCAUUGCGGAAGAGCAUCGGAAGGCAAAAGAGGCAGAGCAGAAGUCAAAGGAGCUGGAGCUUGCUAUACUGCAGCAAGGACGCACUCACAUUUGCGAGGAGGGGUUGCCUUCGUUGGGCGACAUACCACAACCGCAGCCGCUACAGCAGCAGCUCAAUUUACCACAAAACCAGCAACAGCAGCAUACCGAACAACAGUCGCCAUUUGAGGGUUUGCAGCCAGUGCAGGCUGCAGCGGCUCCACCGCGGCAUCACCACUCAGUGCCCGUCCACUCAAAUCCAUUCCAACAUGUGCCCCAACUACCGCACUCCGAGAGCUUCCCGCGCUUUUCGCCCCCCUUCUCAAACGACCCGCUCAUAUUCCCCAACCCCCUCGGAUCUUCAUCUCAGCAUAUCCCCCCCUUUGCAACACCACCGGCGUUGAAUGAUUUCGUCCUCAACAACCCCUCGCCGAGGAGUCUGUCGUUCCAGCAGGAUCAGCCGGUGGCGGACUUCAUGCAGGACUUCUCGACGGACCUCGAUGGGGAAACGGCGCACUUUUAUUCGGAUUUGGCGUUCCUACCGAUGUUGUUUGAGAAUCUCCCGGAAGCGCCGGCAACUGCGUCUUCUUUCAACACUGGUGUCUCGCAGACAGUGCAAAAUGGGUUGAACGCGGCCUCUCUUCCGUCCGUUCCCGCAGAGACCGAUUUGGCACAGCCACAGCCACAGCAACGACAGCAGCGCCAGCAUUUCUCCGUCGGAAGCUCGUCGUCAGUCGGCUCUCCAGAGACUGUGACAACAACUUCGCCACCCUCCGUCCCGGGCACGAACCAAAACCUCCCCCCCAAGCGCGUUGACCGCCGCGGGGCAUACCCACAAACAGGGGCUCGCGCACCCAAAAAGAGGGAAGUAGCCCAAGAAGACGGCACAUGUCGAUCAUGCGGCGAAUCCUUCGUCCAGCUCUUCUUGCACGGCACAACCGCCCAACUCGCCUCCGAAUACCUCCUCGACCUCGAAUGCCCUUCCUGCGCGCCCAAAAUCAACGUCAACACAGUCGUCAGCGGCCACGCCAACAAACGCCCCAAACGAUCCUCCCGCAAACGUCCCGCCGCGAUGGCUAACCAUCGCAAACACGCUAUCUUCGAAUGUAAUGUGUGCAGACGACCGGGAGGCUGUGGGGGCAUCAACGCGGAUGUGGAUGGCACGAGCGAGGCGGGGUGGAUGGAUCCGGAGUUUGCGGUGGAGUAUGUGUGUAAUACGUGUAAUGUGAAGUAUGCGUUGUGUUCGGAGUGUGGGGCUGGCGGGGGAAAGUUUCGGACGGGAAAGUGGCGACCCGUGGAACUCUUCGGCCAAUCCCGCGCCACCUGCUCCCUGAACCACUUCCGCUUCGCCGGCCUCGAUACCCAAGUCGCCGUCUACCUCGUCGGAGGCGAAGCUGCCGACUUUGAGCAUCUACCCCACGGCUGGCGCACCCCCGACGCGCCACUCUCUUCUCUCUGCCCCGAAUUCUUGCAAGCCAUCAAACAAUGCGCAUCGGACGGCAUCCUUGAUGGUGAAGCCCUGCCGAAGGUCAUGGAAGCCGUCGAUCCGCCAUGGAGUUGGGAGAAAUUGAGCACCCUCGUGGAGGAUCUGACCUGCAGGAUCAAUAUGGCUGUGAGCGGCGGGGCGGCGUACCGCGGUAAAAUCCCGAGUCAGACGGAUACGGAUAAGCGGUUCAUUCGCACGUACCUCGGCGUGCGUUAUGUUACGCCACGGCAUAUCCGGCAGCAGAUGCGGGCGCAGGGGAAGAAAGGCAGCGCGAACGGGGAGGUGGUGUUGAGUGGGAAUGGGUUGGAGCCUACACCGCCACAGGAGGAGGUUUUUGCGAACCCGUCGUACCCGGCGCCCAAGGUAGUGACGUAUUCAUUUCUGCAGUGGCAUAUGCGGCAUGGGACUGUGCUUGCUACAAGCGGGUUGGGUCGAGCAACAUCCAAACCAGCAGGCCGCUCACCUAUGGGCGAAAUCAUCCGCCGCAUCGCCGACGACCAGGAAUACAUGACCCGCGCCGCCGCAACCCACCCCCGCACCUCCCUCCACCCCUCCCUCUCCGACGUCACCCCCCCACUCCCCGCACAUCCCCCCCGCCCCAAAUGGAUGCGCUUCACCAACUGGUCCUCAGGCGCGACCGGCGCCGCCGACCCAACUCAAUCCACCACCUUCGACAAAACCCAAGAACCCGGCGUCCCCAGCACAACCCCCUUCGAAGACGACGGCAUGCGCCCAUACCGUCUCGUCGGGUUCCGCACCCUCCCCGAGAUCCCCGAGUGCGGGUGGUCGGUGAACGACGAUAGAUGGACGCCGGGUGUGCAUCCGGCUGCGUGGGCGCAUUGUAGGGUGACCACGUGGGUGGCGCCGUUUGAGGAGGCGUUGAGGGGGUUCACGGUGUGGGGGAAUCGGACGGUGCCGACGGGGGCGGCGUUGACGGCGGCGUUGGUGAAGGGGGGGUUGGUCGGGGGGGAUGUGGUCAUAGGCGCGGCGGGGCCGGGGAAAGGGAGGAAACGGGGGAGUGUGGAUGAGGAGGAUGAGGAGGAGGAUGAGGAGGACUCAUGACUUUUGCAAUCCGAACGAAUGGAGGCAAAUCGUAAGUCAACGCCCUGGACAGCAGAUCCGGUGUUCAAAGCCCCCGGACACCCUUUCACUCUAAAGUUGAUGGAUUCUUGAGGUGGACGGCCGGUGAGGGACGGACCAUUGACCGUCGUCCCAUCUCGUUUACCUAGAAUAGGUAGAAGUUUAAUGUAUCUGAGGAGAUAUCUGCCCCGGAGACGUCUACAGUAGAAGCAAAGCGUACAGCAGUCGAGGGUGUGGUAUGCGUUGUCGGUACAUGUGCAGUUUCGGGCGUAUGUAGUGUGUAGUCGUUGCUGGGUUUCCUCGGCUUCCCUCUCUCUCUUUGUGGUGGACGUGAACGGUCAUUUUGUGUACCUCUCUCGCAACACCUCUUUUGGGAACAGUUCUGAGACAAUGGUCGACACACAAACUG
Messenger RNA from Fimicolochytrium jonesii, 3353 nucleotides. RefSeq lists its product as uncharacterized. The transcript has 4 exons. Lineage: Eukaryota; Fungi; Chytridiomycota; Chytridiomycetes; Spizellomycetales; Powellomycetaceae. The coding region runs from base 290 to 2926 and encodes 878 amino acids. The record is from RefSeq and is a predicted model, not a curated record.